AGCAGGGAUGAUGCUGUGGAAAGAGAUGCCCAUGGAAAUGGGGAACGGGACCACUGUCCAAGAAUUCACCUUGGAGGGGUUUCCUGCCAUCCAACACCUGGGAAAGGUCCUCUUCCUGGUGCACCUGCUGGCCUACCUGGCAUCCAUUACAGGCAAUGCUGUCAUAGUCACCAUCACCUGUGCUGACUCCCGGCUCCAGACACCUAUGUACUUUUUCCUCAGCAUUUUCUCCUUCUUUGAGUGUUGUUUCAUAAGUGCUGUUAUUCCUAAGUUGCUGGUCAUCUUUCUUUUAGGCCGGCAAACCAUUUCCUUUCUUGCCUGUUUCAUACAAGCCUUUGUGUUUGUCUAUCUGGGAGCAGCAGGUUUCCUCCUCAUAGCAGUGAUGUCUGUGGAUCGGUACAUGGCCAUUUGCAAGCCUCUGCAUUACCCAACCAUCAUGAACCUCAAGACUUGCUUCCUCUUGGUCACUGCCUGCUUCACUUUGGCCUUCACUCUCAUCACUAGUCCGGUAGUAAAGGUUUCCCAGUUAUCCUUCUGUGGCCCCCAUGUCAUUCCCCACUUCUUCUGUGACCUUGGUGCCCUGAUUCAUCUCUCCUGUUCUGACACAAGGUCUGUUGAAAUGUUGGUCUUUGUCCUUGCUUUGUUGAUCCUUUUGACAUCCCUUAUCAUAACUGUCAUUGCAUACAGCAACAUAGUAGUCACAAUUGUGCGACUCCCAUCAGCCAAGGAGCGACAGAAAGCUUUUUCCACCUGCUCGUCUCACCUCAUUGUCCUCUCCAUGAUAUACGGCAGCUGUGUCUUUAUAUACGUGAAACCAAAGCAAACGAACAAGCUGGACUCCAACAGGGAGGCUGCCCUUGUGAACACAGUGGUGACCCCGCUGUUGAAUCCUGUCAUCUACACUCUGCGGAACAAGCAGGUCCACCAGGCUCUGAGGGAGACAAUGUGCAGAAUGAAAAUAUCAAGAUAA
Messenger RNA from Panthera uncia (snow leopard), 970 nucleotides. Its product is annotated as olfactory receptor 6C74-like. The record is from RefSeq and is a predicted model, not a curated record. Gene Ontology annotation, biological process: G protein-coupled receptor signaling pathway. Gene Ontology annotation, cellular component: membrane. Lineage: Eukaryota; Metazoa; Chordata; Mammalia; Carnivora; Felidae. Gene Ontology annotation, molecular function: olfactory receptor activity; G protein-coupled receptor activity. The coding region runs from base 8 to 970 and encodes 320 amino acids. The transcript has a single exon.